CACUGGACAUUUUCAUUUAGCAACAACUCGCGAUUUGUUGGUCGUGUUUUGGUGUCGCACUACGCCUUCUCACAACGUUACGUACAGACUCUAUAUGAUAUUUACCGAAAAUGGCAAGGAGGAAGUGGGAAUGCGUGACCCAGGAUUUGUACUCUGCAAGCGUUUGCAAUUGCCUUUUCCGAUCGGUUUUCUACAACUCAGCAGAGUUCUCCUUUAAUUUAACAACCAGUGACCGUUAAAUACGAAAGGGUGUUGGGGUUCGCUCUCAGUAGCGGGGUACUCCCUAAAAUGGCCUUUACGGAGAGGCUCCACCCGAAAGGGGUAUCUUUUUCAGGUUUCAGGGUAGGGAUUUCACUAAUUGAAGUAUACGAAAGGGUAGGGAAAUCUGUCAUCCGGGUCUCUGAAAGGGCCCAGAAGGGCUUACAGAUGAAUUUUAUGGCUUUAUAGACUCGAGAAAACGUUCUGUUUUUGCGGUUGAUUCCUAUUCAAAAGGCAGUGUAUUUACAGCAGUUAAAAGAGAUGCAAAGUUCUAAACAAGGUACGUGAAAGGGGUACCAUUUGUCAAUGGAAGGUAUACGAAAGAGGUUCUUUUUCGUGAAAAAUUGUAUAUAAAAGGAUAAGCUGGUUGGACCUCGAGGCGUGUCCUCCCCUGAUAAACAUUUGUUGAGUACUCCCUGGGGCCCCACGAGCACUUGCCGUUGCCCAGUGCCCGAGCUUCGUUCCUAGGGCGUUUUCCGGGAGUCUUUUCAUUAAGCAACGUAUUUUAACUGGGAGUGAGGCCUAUUCUCUUUUCCCUUUGUGUGCUACUGUAAACCUGAAGAAGGCUGGUAUGGCCAGCCGAAAUAUUGUUGUGAAAAAACAAUUACGUUCUCCUGCUCAGCUUUGUAGUAGUCUUUGGACUUCUCGUUUUUGGUACUCAGCUAGAGACGAUUAUUUGCCCUGAAAUUUGGGCAAAACUAUCGCCCAAGAAUGCAAAAACUCCACUUUAGGUUGACGUGCGUUGCCUAAAAAUGGCUUUGCUUUUUGAAGGGAACGUUCUGGAGACGUGGUUGUCUUUGCCUUCCUGCACCUAAUUCCGCUUUCAGUGAUCUCAACAUGCGCCCUGAUUCCCCCUUUACACUAUUUCUCUUUCAGUCACUAAGGCGUCUAAAAACGCACAAGUAAAUAUUUUGCUGUUGGAAGGUGAGGGGAGAGAGGAUUAUCAGUUGUAG
Molecule: messenger RNA, 1211 nt
Organism: Porites evermanni
Lineage: Eukaryota; Metazoa; Cnidaria; Anthozoa; Scleractinia; Poritidae
Source: the annotation of a GenBank genome assembly